Penicillium subrubescens is the source of this 1107-nucleotide messenger RNA. RefSeq lists its product as uncharacterized. The record is from RefSeq and is a predicted model, not a curated record. The coding region runs from base 1 to 1107 and encodes 368 amino acids. Lineage: Eukaryota; Fungi; Ascomycota; Eurotiomycetes; Eurotiales; Aspergillaceae. The transcript is spliced from 3 exons.
AUGUCUCCAGAGCUCGAUAUAAUGGUCGUACAGGGGCUGGAAGAUCAAGACACCAUUUCGCCACGUCAACCCGAAAGCUAUUCCAAUACAGAGAGGCGGUCAGACUCAAUCCAUCAAGUGGAAAAUAUACGUGGGAAUUUUGUUCCCACCACCCCAGCCUCUCUCCAGAGACCGACUUCCGCUGCUGUGCCCAUGCCAGAUGCUGAGCAUUCUGCCUUUGAGAAAGAGUUAUUCGAUCAAUACUUCACCACAUUAGAGCAAGACAAUGAUAUUUUCAGCCGUGCUCUGCAACAACACGGCGCAGUUUCACCAAUGGAAGACGAAGGCGCAACUAUCGAUAUAUCAAAUUCUAUAGACGGAAAAUCCUCUCUCGAAGACACCUUCACGUUCAGUACCCACGACUCGCCCCCCUUUCCGGGGUCCCUCAACUCUCUCCCACAAACCAUGACAUUCCCGAGCACAAGCUCUCGCGGCUCUGGGAAAAACUGCAAUCGUAGCCGCUGCGCCUCCAUAGACCCGUACGUCGAAUCCGACUCGACCCCUUACAGCUGCCAGUGCACCAUGUCUGCGCUCAAGAUUCUUGAAAUGCUUUCCAGCCAAUUCAAGCCCGCCGAGGGUCUACAAUGCCAGUCGCUGGUUCAAUGCUCGGCUUCUGGGAGAGACUCUGGGGUUGAUUUGCUUGUCAUCGCGCUGUGUGAAAAGAUGACGGCAAUCUUCGAGAAGAUCUCAGCAAGCUGGGAACGCCAAUUACAAGCAGCCGCGCGCAUGAAGCAAAAAAAGCCGGGCGUCGCGGCUGGAGUCAGCGAGGCAGACCCCGCAACGCAGAAUGAUUUUAGGCACUCUCAGUACUCACGGGUAACCACAGGGGGGUAUCAAAUAGAUACCAUAGAAGAGCGGCACAUGGUGUUUGGGUUGCUGUUUCAGCUGCAGUUGAAGCGGCUGAGUGACAUAAUGACAACUCUGCGGAAGAAUGCCAUGGCUAAUGAUUUGGAGUCGCAUCUGGCUAUAUUGAUGCCUACAAAUCAGAAGGUCAUGGAUUUGAAGGCGGCGCUAGGUAAAAUUACGAUUCACACUCAAUGUGGUACCUGCCUUGCUCUCACUUCCUAA